AUGUGCACACGGAACCCCCCGCAAGUCGCUAGCCACAAUUGUAGGAUAUCGAGAAAACAAAUCAGGCCGCCCUCCAAUAUCUUCCCAUAUAUAGGCGGCCCAAAAACAGAGGGCCGCCGCACAAAGGCCAACUUCGAGGUUGUGGUGGUAUCAAGCAGAAUUCGUAAAAUAUCAACCCGUGUAAAUCAAACCGUUCGCCAUUACGAAGACUCUCAAGUCUUUCAAAACACGCAACGAGCAAGGAGAGCAUCCAGGCAUCGAUCUAUCUUCGAAAGAAAAACGGGGCUUUGA
Colletotrichum graminicola M1.001 is the source of this 291-nucleotide messenger RNA. RefSeq lists its product as uncharacterized. Bases 1 to 291 code for a protein of 96 amino acids. NCBI's taxonomy places the organism in Eukaryota, Fungi, Ascomycota, Sordariomycetes, Glomerellales, Glomerellaceae. The transcript has a single exon. The record is from RefSeq and is a predicted model, not a curated record.